AUGAGGACGAACGGCGGAGGCCUCGACCGCGGGAGCAGCGCCAGUUGCGCGCCUUGCAACAUCAGCUACACCCUCCCCAUCAUCUCUUCCAACAAGCUCCCGGACCAGCGCUUCGUUAGCCGCGGGGCCUACGGGACGGUGUCCUCCGCGCGUCACGCAGACUGGCGAAUCCCGGUUGCUGUCAAGUCCUUGCAAGGCAGCCUGUUAGAAAGUGAGAGAGACAGUCUCUUAAAAGAAGCUGAAAUUUUACAUCAGGCAAGAUUCAGUUACAUUCUACCAAUUUUAGGAAUUUGCAAUGAACCUCAGUUUCUGGGUAUUGUGACAGAAUAUAUGCCUAAUGGAUCACUGAACCAACUUUUAUAUGAGAAAAACAUCUAUCCUGAUAUUGCUUGGUCACUCAGGUAUCGCAUUUUGUAUGAAAUCGCUUUGGGAGUAAAUUAUCUUCACAACCUGAGUCCUCCACUCAUGCACCAUGAUUUGAAGACCCAGAAUAUUUUACUUGACAGUGAGUUCCAUGUUAAGAUUGCAGAUUUUGGUUUAUCAAAGUGGCGCAUGGUGUCCAUGUCACUUUCAAAAGGGGAUAAAUCAAUAUCUGAGGGAGGGACCAUCAUUUACAUACCACCUGAAUGUUAUGAUGGCAGCAAAAUCCGCUCAAGUGUAAAGCAUGAUAUAUACAGUUAUGCCAUUAUUAUGUGGGAAGUGAUGUCAAGAAAAAAACCAUUCGAAGAUGUUAUACAUCACUUGCAAAUUAUGUUUAGCAUGUCACGAGGGAAGCGUCCAGAUGUUGGGGAAGAAACUUUGCCCCUUGAUAUUCCUUACCGAGAAUUGAUUGUGUCUUUAAUGGAAUCUGCUUGGGCACCCAAUCCAGAGGAAAGGCCAUCUUUUUCAAGGUGCUUAAUAGAUCUAGAAUCUGUGAUGAGGACCUUUGAAGAGAUACCUAUGCUUGAAGCAGUAGUAGAGAUAAAGAGGGCCAAAGCACAGUAUGAGUGGACAUGCAUUCAUUUGCCUAACAAGAUAUGCAGUAAUGAAUCAAUAUCUUUAAAUAUACCACUGAACAUUAGUAUACAAGAGAAUUCCUGUUCAUCCCAAGAUGAUCAAUCUUAUCCAUCAAGUGUUCCCCAGAAUAUAUCAAAACCAUGCAACCUCCUUUCAGAUGUUAAGGAUGAACCACACUCGCUGCUCAGUUAUGUUCCACGCUCUCAGAGUACUGAGUCUUAUGUAUCUCAACAAAGUUCUUCAUCUAACACAGAUAGUUCUAAUUCGUCAAAUUCCACACCAGGUUUGCUGCAGCUAUCGGGAGCUAAUCCAGACUUUAUAUUGAGGACUACGCAAUCACAAGAUUUCGCUGUAGCUCUUCAUUGGAUCCAAACUAAAAGAGAGGAUAUUGUCCAUCAGAUGACUGACACUUGCAUUAACCAGUGUUUAGAUGCCCUUCUUUCCAGGGAUUUAAUCAUGAAAGAGGAUUAUGAACUUGUUAACACCAAACCUACAAGGACGUCAAGAGUCAGGCAACUGCUUGAUACUACUGACAGUCAAGGAGAGGACGUCGCUAGAAUCAUAGUCCAAAAACUGAAAGAUAACAAACAGAUGGGGCUUCAGCCUUACCCAAAUAUACCUCCUGCAUCCAGGAGCACUUCUUUGCAUCUAUAAAUGUCAGGACUUGCAGUCUGGAUUCCUAUUUCUGAAGUACCUCUUUAUGUUUCUGCUGCAUGGCUAUAAACUGAGGUUCUUAGUUUGCUGGCUGAGGGAGAGGGCAUCUGGCAAAUGGAAGUAUUGCACAGUGUCCUUACCAUUUUUAAAAAGAACAACACACUUGGACUUUCCUCACUGAAUAAAUUUGUAUUUUGUGGAAUUAUUAAAUAUAUAUAUAUAUAUA
Molecule: messenger RNA, 1876 nt
Organism: Protobothrops mucrosquamatus (brown spotted pit viper)
Lineage: Eukaryota; Metazoa; Chordata; Lepidosauria; Squamata; Viperidae
Gene: RIPK2
Product: receptor interacting serine/threonine kinase 2
Exons: 11
Coding region: 1-1650 (549 amino acids)
Biological process (GO): regulation of apoptotic process; positive regulation of canonical NF-kappaB signal transduction; innate immune response
Molecular function (GO): JUN kinase kinase kinase activity; ATP binding
Source: RefSeq, a predicted model, not a curated record